CCCUAGGGCUUAUUGAGCAGCCGACGGAGAGCAAGUUCAUUGCAGCAGGGAGCCGGAGGUGAGCUCAGAGCUUUAACAAUGGCGGAGAAGGGCCGCGGCAAGGGAAGAAAGGAGGAGGUAGUCACCAGAGAGUACACCAUCAACCUCCACAAACGCUUGCAUGGAUGCACAUUUAAGAAGAAGGCACCAAAUGCGAUAAGGGAAAUCAGGAAGUUUGCUCAGAAGGCUAUGGGAACCCCUGAUGUCAGAGUGGAUGUUAAGCUCAACAAGCACAUAUGGAGCCGUGGCAUUCGGAGUGUGCCAAGAAGGGUACGCGUCCGCAUUGCACGGAAGAGAAAUGAUGAUGAAGAUGCCAAGGAAGAGUUUUACUCGCUAGUCGCUGUCACGGAGGUCCCUCCAGAGGGAUUGAGUGGUUUGGGCACCAAGGUGAUCGAUGAAGAAGAAAGCUGAACUCCGUUUAAACCCCCAUUUUUGUUCUAGUUAGUUGAUCCCAAUUUCGGUUGUACUUUUGUUUAAUUGAGGAUGUGUGGCCUGGUUUUGUCUGUUCUUGGAACUUUUAAAUCAGAGUUUUUGAAUGGUUUAAUUAGUGUUUUGUCGUCUUUAGUA
Molecule: messenger RNA, 606 nt
Organism: Malus domestica (apple)
Lineage: Eukaryota; Viridiplantae; Streptophyta; Magnoliopsida; Rosales; Rosaceae
Product: large ribosomal subunit protein eL31z-like
Biological process (GO): cytoplasmic translation
Cellular component (GO): cytosolic large ribosomal subunit; ribosome
Molecular function (GO): structural constituent of ribosome
Source: RefSeq, a predicted model, not a curated record